This is a messenger RNA of Astyanax mexicanus (Mexican tetra), 1748 nucleotides long. RefSeq names its product farnesyltransferase, CAAX box, alpha (gene fnta). Gene Ontology annotation, biological process: protein geranylgeranylation; protein farnesylation. The record is from RefSeq and is a predicted model, not a curated record. The transcript is spliced from 9 exons. Bases 85 to 1212 code for a protein of 375 amino acids. Lineage: Eukaryota; Metazoa; Chordata; Actinopteri; Characiformes; Acestrorhamphidae. Gene Ontology annotation, molecular function: CAAX-protein geranylgeranyltransferase activity; protein farnesyltransferase activity. Gene Ontology annotation, cellular component: CAAX-protein geranylgeranyltransferase complex; cytoplasm; protein farnesyltransferase complex.
UGCUGUCAAACUGCAGCUAGCAUAGCCGCUCUCCCCAUUCAGCCGAGAGAGAGCUAACCUGCUAAUCCACCAAGUUUCCUCAGAAUGUCAGCGGUGGAAGAAAUGGAAAAUACGUCAAACUCGGUGCUGGAGGAGCCGGAGGAGGAGAAGGGGAGCAGUGAAUAUGUGGAAGGAGAAGCGGACAUGGAGGAGGAUGAGCCCGUGAGGGGAGGAUAUCUGUUUUAUAGGGACAGGAAAGAAUGGGCAGAUCUGGAACCUGUUCCUCAGGACGAUGGACCAAACCCUGUGGUGAAAAUAGCUUAUUCUGAUAGAUUCACAGAUGUGUAUGACUACUUCAGAGCUUUGCUGAAGAAUGAUGAGAAAAGUGAUCGAGCUUUUGCACUGACUGCUGAAGCUAUUGAUUUGAAUGCAGCAAAUUACACUGUAUGGCACUACAGGAGAAUACUGCUUCAGGCUUUGGAGAAAGAUUUGAGAGAAGAAAUGAUAUAUAUCACAGCAAUUAUAGAAGACCAACCCAAGAACUACCAAGUCUGGCAUCAUCGACGCAUGGUGGUUGAGUGGCUUAAUGAUCCAUCGGAUGAGCUGCAAUUCAUAGCAGAGAUCCUCAGUCAGGAUGCCAAGAACUACCAUGCAUGGCAGCACAGACAGUGGGUCAUUCAGGAGUAUAACCUGUGGGAUGGUGAGUUAGAGUAUGUUGAGGAGCUGCUGGAAGAAGAUGUGAGGAAUAAUUCUGCCUGGAACCAAAGGCACUACGUCAUCAGUCACACCACCACAUACUCACCUCCUGAAAUACUGGAACGAGAAGUGCAGUACAGCAUAAAACAGAUCAAGAAAGCACCUCACAAUGAAAGUGCCUGGAACUAUCUAAAAGGGAUUCUGCAGGCUAAAGGGCUGUCGUCGUACCCUGGGCUGCUGGAGCAGGUUGAGGAGCUGCGGGAGACCUACUGUUCUCCGUAUCUGCUUGGAUUCCUGGUGGACUAUUAUGAGGAUGCACUCGAGACCAACAACAACAAAUACAAUCAGACAGAAACUCUUAACAAGGCCUUGGAGCUGUGUGAGCUGCUCGCCCAGGAGAAGGACACGAUUCGCAGGGAAUACUGGCGAUAUGUGGCUCGCUCCCUUCAGAGCAAGUACGGCUCAGGAGAAAUCUCUUCCCCAUCUUCCUCCAACCCCACCCCUAUGGAGCAGCAGGAGACCCCCAGCAGUGACUGAGAGGAGGAUAAAAAACCGCGAGUGGGUAACAGGUUGAAGAGACUCUGACUUUGUGUUCGUGCAGCCUGGUUUUACCACAUUGGUAAAUCCUUUUAUGUAAUAGCUCUUGCAAGUCAAGGGAGGCUGGAUAGCCUCCGAGUAGUCACGUAACAAGACUGAAAAGACUGCAAAAGAAGCAAAGCAGUCAUAGUUUACUAGCAGGUAUGGAGUAUGUAAAGAGUUCGGAUGUUUAAAACUAUGGAUAAUGGUUGCAGGCACAGCAGUUAUUGGUCUACAUCCAACCUCUGAAGAGGAAUGAGGUAAAUAGAUGGGGUGGGGGUUGGGGAGGGGGGUGUUGUCAUUUAGCAAAGGAACUGUACAUGCAGUAACUAAUGCUGCAGAUUUGACAAAAGAAUUGCCAAAACAUGAAUUCACUAAACCGUAUUUCAGAAUCCUGCAUCGCUCCUAACUGUAUUGUUUUUCUUUUUUUUUUUUUUGUACGCUUAGAAUAAAUAACUGCAUUAACUGUAAGUUAAUAAACUGGAGGCUUCAUGUUC